AGCAGGUGUACGCGGUACGUCAUGUACGUACAUGUACGUGGUCCAGUUUUCUGUUGGGGGCGGGACGUUUCCACGUGAAUUUUGUACUUUGAUGACCUUCAAUUCCGUCCAGAUUUCUACACCAUUUUCUCACAUUGCAGUGAACGCAGAGGGUCGAGCUUCAGGGAGUGUUUUGUCUUCGAAGAUCGUUUGAUGAGCUGAAUGUGUCGUGCGAGCAGCCAAUAACAGUGAGAGGGGCGUACUGACUGAGUGUGGGUUGACAGGCUUGACAGAAAAAAACCACCGUACCCUUCCCACGUUCACCCAGCAAAUGCGGUAGGAUUCAUCCACCCAGACGAGUCCACCCUACCCUCGGCUCAGCCAACGUGUACCGCCACCAUGCCACUGUUUCCCAAGAAGAAAGGCGACAAGAAGCAGAAAGGGGGGCUCACCGAGUACGAGCAGCAACCCGACUCCGACCAAACAAACUCAAAAGAGGUGUAUCCGCCGGCCCCCACUCCCGCCCAGCCGCAGCAAGCCAAUGGCGGCCAGGCUCCUGCGCCCGCACCGAGGAAGCUGGUGUUUUAUACGCAGCUGGCCCACGGCAGCUCCACCGAACGUAUCGAGGGCUUCACAAACGUCAGGGAGCUGUACGAAGAGAUUUCUAAGUCUUUCGACAUUCCGGCUGUAGAUAUCCUGUUCUGCACCCUCAACACCCACAAAGUGGACAUGGACAAACUCUUGGGCGGCCAGAUCGGUCUGGAGGACCUGAUCGUCGCCCACGUCAAGGGCGCCCCCAAAUCCAUCGAGUGUAUGAAAUCGGAGGCCUCCCUGGGCCUGACCAUCACCGACAACGGCGCGGGGUACGCCUUCAUCAAGCGGAUCAAGGAGAACAGCGUGAUGGAGUCCAUCGCCGAGGUGCUGGUGGGGGAUCACAUCGCGGCCAUCAACGGCAAGAGCAUGGUCGGCUCCCGGCAUUUUGAGGUGGCGAAGGAAUUUAAGGACCUCCCGGUCGGGUUCAGCUUCACCGUCAACUUUGUGGAACCCAAGAAGGCUUUCACCAAAAUCGCUCCUCGUUCGGCCGCCCCUCCAGCGCCCUCGCCCAUGGCUGCCAUGCCGACGGAGGACAAGGUGGGGACCGGCCGAGAGACACUGCGGUUGCACAGCUCGGGACCGGCCGAGAUCGUCAAGGAUGAGCCCGACAAAUUUGAGACAAAUGCAAUAGCAAAGUGCGACGAUAUGCUCGAGAGCUUCUUCGGUAUCAGAGACGAAACACUCGCUGAGACGCUGGUGGGGCUGUUCAAGGGAAACUCAGACUUCCCGGGCUUCAUGACGUCCGUGUUGGAGGAGCUCGGGGACCUAGAAAGCGAGGAUUUCGUCUACGACCUCUGGGGCAUGAUGGGAGAUGUCAAAGCCGGCCGGCUAUGAACACCGCAAGUUUUUCUUACAACAUCACAAACUCUGAGGGAAGGUACAGAUGCGAAAAGGUGUUAAUUUUUUAAUUUUUUUUUCCUGCGAGUGCAAGACAUCAAGAGUCUUACGAUCCACCAAUGUGAAAUUGUUUGUAUAUUUAUAAUUGUGAGUCAACUCUUAUUCUCUGCAAAGGGAUCAGUUUGGAAGUGUUUUUACAGUGUAUUUUUUUUCUUCGGUUUUUGUUUGUUUUUACAAGAAAGGAUCUCUUAAAGACAGGUCGGAACAUUAGUAAUAACCCGGAAACGGACCUACCGAUAUUGUGAAGAAAAAAAAACUUGCUCAAAUUUAAAAUAGGGAUGGUACCAAAUACUCAAAUUAUUCCGCCUAAAAUUGUAUCGUUCAAAAGAAAAUGAUAAUUGAAGGUUGCUU
Molecule: messenger RNA, 1821 nt
Organism: Patiria miniata (bat star)
Lineage: Eukaryota; Metazoa; Echinodermata; Asteroidea; Valvatida; Asterinidae
Product: PDZ domain-containing protein GIPC1-like
Exons: 7
Coding region: 379-1407 (342 amino acids)
Molecular function (GO): protein binding
Source: RefSeq, a predicted model, not a curated record